Messenger RNA from Sycon ciliatum, 3481 nucleotides. RefSeq lists its product as uncharacterized. Bases 297 to 3137 code for a protein of 946 amino acids. Gene Ontology annotation, molecular function: small GTPase binding. The transcript has 20 exons. Gene Ontology annotation, biological process: intracellular protein transport. The record is from RefSeq and is a predicted model, not a curated record. NCBI's taxonomy places the organism in Eukaryota, Metazoa, Porifera, Calcarea, Leucosolenida, Sycettidae.
GUUUCCGUGCUUGUGUUUCCGUGCGUGUGUGUACAUAUGUGUACUGGAGAAGUGAAGUAUUCUUUUCACUAGUCUUCAGUAUUACUUAGUCCUUUGGGGGAAAUAGCAGGGAAAUAGCUUAUGCAAGAGGCAGCACUUUAUUUGCAACUCCGUUUGCCCAUAGUUCCAUGUGUGGGCUGUACCCUGCAACUGUCAUAUCUUGAGAAUGUAGCCCUGCGGCACACAGUGUUACUCUGACUCGGGUGACUCAGUUAUUCGCUCAUGACUACCUAAACCACCUACUUAUUGCUGUGAACAUGGAUCACUUGCAGCCACUCAGAGAGAAUGAUAGCGGAGGGUCGUUCUCCGCAGACAUGAGCCCGCGGAGCCGCAAGCAAGGCACGAGUACCAUUCAUGGCUCACCAUCACCUGCAGCAGCGAGAAAGAGCACGCUGGCAGGCUCGCUGGAUCUGUCUCAGCUGACGCCCACGGAGCAACAAUGCAUCCUUGCUGUGAUCCAGCGUUCUGAGGAAGCCGAAAAGAAGGUGUCGAACCAUUGCCGGAAACUGCAGGACCAGCAGAGUGCCCUACUGCGUCGAUCCAAGGCCACGUAUCAUGGUGCAUGCUUGCUGUGUUGCAAAGAGCUGGAUCGCAAGCAGUGCCAUGUAUGCAUUGUAUGUGAUGGUAUGGCAUGUCAGCACUGCACCAUCAGGAGAAAGCAGCACGCCGGAACUAAGACGGCACAAGCGGAGGUAUUCUGCAAGGCGUGUGCUCUGAAGCAGCAGAUAUUCCUGACGUCAAGUGCCUGGCGGAAGUAUGGCGACCGAGAUGCUGAUGAAGACAUAGCGACUAUGCCUGGCUAUGGCAUGUUACUGGUGUGCGGUCUGAAGUGCGAUGGAGGAGUCUUGAGAACGUUUGUGGUUGAAGCACCCGUUGGUGGCACGGCCUUUCAGAGUGGCAUAAUGGAAAAUGAUGAAGUGCUAGAGUGGUGUGAUGAGCUCCUGAUUGGCAGCAUACACAGGAGUGUGUUGGAGAAGGUGCAGCAAUCUUGCCGUGGGCGCAUUUCAGUCACUGUGCGUAGAUAUGUACGUGGGCAUGAAGAAGAAAGGACGGUAUGGGUGGAUUGCCAAUCUGCUAGCUCGGUGAGCGCCGAUGCACUUGCCCAGCGCAUGCUUAUUGAUCCCAGGGCGGUGGGGUUUCCAGAUGGACUUUUUCAGGCCACAAGUGGUGGAGACACGUUGCCGUACCCAAAUGGCAGGAUCAAGCUCAAGCUGAAGCUGGUUAGCAGUGACUUGACCGUGAUGGUGGUUGAAGCUGAGCGACUUCCCGUGCUAAAGCCCGGUGUUGGCACUUCACCUUCCGUCUCGGUUAACUUGAAUGGGCAGAAUUCAUCCUCCACAAAGCAAUGUUUGCGUGCAGGCAAGACAGCCUGGCACGAGGAGCUGUUCUUCAGAAUCAACUGUGAGCUAUCCAACUGCAUUUUGAAGGUGUCAGUGAAAACACCCAAGCAAUUCUUUGGCAAGGCCACGCUUGGUGAGUGUGUCAUCAAACUGGAGGAAGCUCUGCUCAAUGACUCCGCUCAAUGGUACGCAAUGCAGCCGUCGUUGAGCUCAUCAUCUCUGCACCGGCGCAUGGCAUUACCGACGGAGUGGAUGCGCAAGGAGAUGGCCAGUGCGCACAGGAAGCAACGGCGGCCAAAUCACCUCACGGGACUGGCAAGUUCCCAGCCUGAUUUGUCGUUUUGCGAUACUGACCAAGACAGCUUUGACCUAACACGCUACCCAGCAAGAGGUGGAAGACGUCCUUCCAACCCAACCACAACCAGCCCAGUACUGUCCAGGCCAACUUUCAGCCUGGAAGCUGUCAGCGAUAGUGAGGUGUCCAAGCCGAAGAAGAAGAAAUCAUCGACUUUGCCACGAGGGCCAAAAACAGUUAGUCCAUUGGUAGGAGAAUCAGUCAAAAUGUUGGCUGGUAUAUCACUAGGUCAUGAUGCGCCCAGAUCUGUCAGCCCUGGACGCGAUGGCAAUAAUCACCGCAUCUCGUCACUGCCGUGUCCCAUCUACCGUCGACCCUUCUCUCACCAGGAUGGAUUAGACAGCGAGUCGGAACUUUCCUCCACUUGUCCGUCGCCACAACCGCAGCAUCGCAGACAACAGCGCGGAUCAUUCGAUGGCUUGCCAAUACCAGGCAGUCGUUCACCGAGGGGCUCCCAUUCGCCUUUCCACUAUGACAGCGGUGGCGAAUAUUCAUCCUCAAUUGAUGAGCCCACUCCGCAACCUCUACGUCAAUCUCGUAGCAAAUCACCCCAGCAGCGUCAGCCUGGGCAAAGAUCCAGGUCCGGAACAUACAGCACUGGUUGUGUGCCAGGAGGAUCUACUAGUAUGUCCGGAGCAAUGCUGUCUGGCAAACACCGCCAGUUGUCUCUUGACCACAGCCAUACAGAUUCACCCCAUGCAGUUCACCCGCGGCGUUCUGUUCUCUCCGUGGAUGGAGGCUCAGUUCCGGGCAGUCCCACGUUGCCACUGUCACCUGGACGCGUGUCUCCAUCACUGGGUAGACGGCGCGGACGAUGGAGUGAUGCCUUCGGCUCAAACGCCCUGCUGGGCAGCGAUGUUGACUCCUUAGUGUCCAGCUUUUCUGAGAUGUCUGGCUGUGAACACCUGUCAGCAGGUGGAUUGUCUAUUCUGACCGCCACUGAUGGUGCUGUGAAGAAUACCUCAAUCAGUUUGACGUUCACCUGUACAAAUAGCCGGAAGCUUCUCGUGACCGUGAACAAGGUCACUAACUUUGUUGGCGUGACGGAGCACGAGAAUGUCAAGCUGGCCAACUUAUCUGGUGUUGGAGUGAAGAUAACCAUGCUAUGUGUGAGCGGCGGGCGGCAGAAGCACAAGACACGCCUGCAGCAACUGGGCAACUGCAUUGAGUUCGAUCAGCAAUUCCCAUUCGACGUCCAUCAAUCCAUGAACCACUACACUAUCAAGCUGUAUCUGAUCGCCAAGAAGAAGCGUCGCACACAUCUCUCGCGGGCCAAAUCCAUCGCAGUGGCAUACCGCCUCAUUGCACUUCAGGAUGUGGCAGUUCAGCAGGACUCACCUCACACGGAAACGUUCCAAGUGUUUGCCAAGUCCAACAAAGCUAGCAGUGAAAUCAGCAGCUAACUGCUCAGUGUUCAUUUUUGAGACCACUGGAUUUUGGAACCGGCAAGUUGGCAGGCAGUUUGUGCCCUUCCUUGAUUUUUGAAGCAAUGCUCACCGUGGACACGAUUGCACUGUAGUUACAAUCCCUAUUUUAUACCUGGAGGUUUGUAGCAGCAAGUCCUACUUCUACUUUAUGCUUUUGCUUGACUUCCCAUGCUUCAACGCUGACACCAUAACAUUUUAGCGUAAUGAAAGUUCUGGCAGUAAUUGAAACUUCUACAAUAAUUGUACAUGUUAGUGCAACUCACUUGUACAGGUACAAAUCAUACUGGCAAUUACGUGAUCAAGAACAAUGUAGAUGUAGA